Molecule: messenger RNA, 1194 nt
Organism: Brenthis ino (lesser marbled fritillary)
Lineage: Eukaryota; Metazoa; Arthropoda; Insecta; Lepidoptera; Nymphalidae
Source: the annotation of a GenBank genome assembly
AUGUUCCGGAGUCCGGACGGGAAGGGAAAUACCAAAACAAACAUGUUACGGUACGCCAUAUUAGCGGUACUACACUUGGUGUUGAUGGCCUCCUGCACCGACGUGGACUCUGACAAGGAAUUGGUCAUGGCUUUUGUGGUAAAUAGACAUGGUGAGAGGUCACCAGAUGCAGAUGAAUUGUCUCUGUCCGAUCAAAAAGAAAAACUCAAGAAUCUAACAUAUAUUGAAGGACUCGAAGGACUCACAAAUACGGGCAAGCGUCGGGCUUUUCAACUUGGUAAAUUCAUUCGUCAAAGGUACGGAUCUAAAGGGUUCGGGCUGUUAUCAGAUAUAUACUUUCAUGAGGAGAUAGCAUUGCGAAGCACUGAUAAGGAGAGGACUAAGAUGACAGCUCAAAUGGCCAUGGCCGCUUUAUAUCCGCCAACAAGCGAGCAACAGUGGGAUGAAUUUUUGGGCAAGUUGUGGCAACCAGUUCCAUACACCGCUGUACCGCUGUCUGAAGAUUACCUACGCUAUUACUCUAACUGCAAACGCUUCCGGGAUUUGAUCACGAAAGCUAAAGCAGAAGCUAUUAAAGGGGAGUUCCAGCAGUACCAAGACUUGGUGACACUAGUGAAGAAGGAAACGGGGAGGGACUUCAAUGAAGAUCCACUUUUGUUUCAAACACUGUUCGACUUGUUUAGAAGUGAGACAAGCCUUGGUCUAGAUAUUCCAGAGUGGGCAAAACCCCUGAUGCCUAAACUGGGUGAAGCUGCCCGACUCGCUUACAGAUUGUACUUCAGAAAUAACGAAAUGAAGAAAAUUGGAGGCGGAGUCAUUCUAAAUGAUUUUGUUAAAGCCGCUACAGAUAUUGCGGCAGAUAAAAAAGUAAAGAAACCUUUCCGUAUGUACUCGGCGCACGAUUUCAACCUUGGUGCCCUGAUGGAGGUGACCAAGGUCAUCAGGCAUGAACAGAGUAUACCUGAGUACGGGUCUCUGUUUGGUAUUGAACUGUACAAAUCAAAGAGCACAGGAGAGUUGAGUGUCAUGCCAAUCUAUUUACCUCGCGCCGGUGAUUCUGAAGUUCAAUCCCUUCACUUCACGGGAUGUGAAACAAGUAGCUACUGCGAUUUCAAGAAAUUCCAACAGAUGACUAAAGAAUACCUUCUGCCUGAGAAAGAAUUUUACAAGAUCUGUAAUAUACGGACUGAGCUG